UCUGGACACCAUGUGAUUUCUGUCGUGAGAAUAUAAAGGAUGACAUUAAAAGACUUAGCAACCAAAGCCAGGCUAAAACUUCGAUUCUUCUCCAGGCUCCCAGUUGCUGGUACAACAGCCAAUGAAAAACACUACCAGCCAAGAUCUUGCCUCAACAAAGAUGGACACAAUGCGUUCUACCCUCCCUGCUGACUAUAUCACAGACAUUUCUAAUGAUACAACUUAUUCACAGUUUAUGACACCUUCUGUACAGAACGCAUCUGGGCAAUCAUGCAAUGUUGUUGUACCAUCCCAAUUUAUUUCCAAUGUCAUCCCUGCUGUCUACAGUAUCAUCUUUAUCUUGGGAUUUAUUGGAAACAGUGUGGUGAUUGCCGUCCUAUGUCAUCGCUCUCAUUUGAAAACUGUUUCUAAUAUUUACAUUAUCAAUUUAUCAAUUGCCGACCUGGUGUUUUUAUCGACCCUUCCCAUUUGGGCGGUCUAUUAUGCUACUGGGUAUAGUUGGCAUUUUGGGUCAGUGAUGUGUAAAAUAUGCAGCUCGCUUGUGUCCCUGAAUUUGUACGCCAGUAUAUAUUUCAUCACAUGCAUGAGUUUUGAUCGUUAUAUGGUAAUACUCCAUCCUUUUGGAUCCCAGUCUGAAAAAUCUCUAUGUCAAGCUCGCUGUGUCAUAAUCCUUGUAUGGACUUUGGCUUUGGUUGCAACCUUUCCAGCCAUUUACUUCCUGCGUGCCCACUAUUUGGAGAAUUUGGGAAAUACGGUGUGUGCAAUGGUUUACCCCCCCGAGAACUCCGAUCACUGGUCUGCGGCCAUGUCUUUGAUGAAAAAUACUUUGGGCUUCUUCAUUCCCUUCACAGUAAUAAGCGCAUGCUAUGGUUCUGUUGCCUAUCAUUUGAUGAGAAUGGACGUACGAGAGAAGAACAAACGUAAGCGAGACAAAGCAUUGUGGAUGGUGUUUGCAGUAGUGUUGGCUUUUUUCAUCUGCUGGUUGCCAUUUCAUGUAUUAACCUUCCUCGACGCAUUGUCAAAGAUGAAUUUCAUUACCAAUUGUCGAACCAUCACUGCGAUCGACACUGCAAUGCCAAUUGUAAUUUGCCUUGGUUUUGCUAAUAGCUGCAUCAACCCUUUUAUUUACUAUUUCAUGGAAGAUCACUUCCAGGUCCAGCUUACUGAUAUGGCUCAGAGUGGAUCCAUUAAACUGUACAACCGGAGAAACUCAUCGACCAGGAUCAGCUCCUUCUCCCACAGGAACAACGACAUGCGGGAUACUGAUGUGAAGAAUUCGUGAGAUGUUGGAUUAAAUGGAGUCACCAUUGUCCUCCCAACCUCACUGCCUUGCUGUUGAUUGCCAUUGCAUUUUAAUCUUCAAUCUCCAUUGAUAUUAAGGCACCAGAAAGUGUGCAGCUCUUGAUUAAAUCUACAUAUAUUAGAAAUACAGCAUUAUGGUAAUGAUAUAAUUGUCUUUAAAGGUUAAAACUGUAGAUUUUUUUAAUGGAAUGAUGCAUGUUUUAAGUGACUGGGAAUUCUCAGAUAUUACUCAGAUAUAAGGUUGCUCCUGAAUUCCUAGUAUGUUGAAACUUAUUUUUACUGGUUACUUCUAUGUCUGUAAGAAGUGCUUUUGUAUUAAGCUUUUGUUCAUUAUGAAGAUUACCAACCAUUUUAAUAACCCUUUGUUCUGGUGCACUAUUUUUUUUGUUACUAGGGUGAAGCUGUUACCACAUUUAGUCACUGUUAAAUAAAUAGCCAGACAAUGAGGGUAA
Messenger RNA from Chiloscyllium plagiosum (whitespotted bambooshark), 1754 nucleotides. RefSeq names its product angiotensin II receptor, type 2 (gene agtr2). Gene Ontology annotation, molecular function: C-C chemokine receptor activity; C-C chemokine binding; angiotensin type II receptor activity. Gene Ontology annotation, cellular component: membrane; external side of plasma membrane. Lineage: Eukaryota; Metazoa; Chordata; Chondrichthyes; Orectolobiformes; Hemiscylliidae. Gene Ontology annotation, biological process: immune response; positive regulation of cytosolic calcium ion concentration; G protein-coupled receptor signaling pathway. The record is from RefSeq and is a predicted model, not a curated record.